Molecule: messenger RNA, 4362 nt
Organism: Drosophila teissieri
Lineage: Eukaryota; Metazoa; Arthropoda; Insecta; Diptera; Drosophilidae
Gene: ClC-a
Product: chloride channel protein 2
Exons: 13
Coding region: 1103-4159 (1018 amino acids)
Biological process (GO): transmembrane transport; chloride transport
Cellular component (GO): membrane
Molecular function (GO): voltage-gated chloride channel activity
Source: RefSeq, a predicted model, not a curated record
GACGCGCGCUGGCGAAUAUGAAUACGAAUACUCUGUAACUAUAUGGACGUCAUUAAUCUUGGCCGAGACCGCGACCGCAACCGCGGUUGAUAAGCAGUGGCUCCAAUCCAACACCACCUAUUCAGCGAGAAUGAGCAGCUAAGACGACUGCGACGACGACGACGACGCCAGUCAAUGCCAGAGCGCGAAGCGGUCGCGUUGACAUCGGUAGCUGCUCUCCAAUAAUUCUCCAAUACCAUAUAUUAUUCCGAUCCGAUUCGAUUCGAUCAGUUCCGACCGACGGACAGACGUACGGACGGACGACCAGCUAAUAUAUCGGGCAUGCUAAUUGUCGCGCUGUGAUACGCGAUUCGGUUCCGAGUAGACGGUAUACGGUACGGUAUACGGUAUACGAUAGACGGUAGACAGUAGACGCCAGCGGGCAAACAUCCAUGCGAAAUCGCCGUCCCGCCUUGCUGACACCCACUUUGAUAAGCGGAUAAUAAAGGAGUAAUACACCGUUCCCGAUUUGACUUUCGUCUGGGGCGUUGCUUUUGCCGGUGUUAAUUAAGCCUUCACACACUUAAGUGUGCCACUCGAAAUGUACGCAUGAACACUGUCUUAUCGCCAGCCGGAUUCGGCCAACGGAGUAGACAAAAGUAAAAGGUGAUCUCACAGAUAACACCGAUUCGUAUUCGGAAUCGGAUUCAGAUUCAGAUUUAGUAUCAGCAGCAGCAACAACAGCAGCAGCAGCCACAGCAGCAUUUUCCCAUCUGAAGUCGCAGUCGCAGUGCAUCGGCAGCAGCUAAAAAAGCAGCAGCAUAUUCAUAAAUAAUCUUUGGCCGCAGCCACAUCGGCGGAUCAACUCCACGCCACUGGACACUGGCCACUGGUCACUGUCCACGGUCCACUGUCCAUUGAAAGGAAGUCGGUCUUGUGACUUGGACGUGGUGCUGCAGAUAAUUGAAUUUAAUGCACAAAUGAGCCCAUGAGGAAUUUGCUUUCAUAAAUCCGUCUUGCACAAGUGACGAAUGCAAUUCCUUCGCUGCGCCACUUGCAUUGUCUGCCAUCGUCGAGAACAUUUCACUUCCGAGUCGCACACCACCACCGUCCUACUACCACGAUGAAGGCGACCAGGAACGGAGGCCAGCUGCUCAUCGCUCCUUCGCCGCAGACCGCCGCCCGGCUGCUGCCCCUGCGCACGUACUCCAACGCCUCCUCGCUGGGCCACCACCACGACAGGAGCACUCUGUCCGAUGGCGACGAGGAGGAGGGUGGUCUGGGCUACACCCACACACUGAUGUAUGGUCGCUAUACCAAAGAUCUAGGAGAAUUUGCCAAGGAUGAAGCCAGAAAGCUCAAAAUACUCGAAAAGCGACGAAAGCAGGAAGAUAAGCAAAGGAAUAAGGAACUGCUGGGCAAACACUCGACCCGGGCGAAGCGGGUGUCAUCAUGGAUCUGGAGGCACACGGUGGCCCGGCUGGGCGAGGAUUGGGUCUUCCUGGCGCUGCUGGGCAUCAUUAUGGCCCUGCUCUCGUUCAUCAUGGACAAGGGCAUAUCCAUAUGUACAAACGCGCGAAUUUGGCUGUAUCGCGACCUGACGUCACAGCCUUUUGUUCAGUACAUCGCAUGGGUCUCGCUGCCGGUCUGUUUGAUAUUGUUCUCAGCCGGCUUUGUCCAUCUCAUCGCACCGCAAAGUAUAGGUUCUGGUAUACCCGAAAUGAAGACCAUACUGCGCGGCGUUCAAUUGAAAGAGUAUCUCACAUUUAAGACACUGGUGGCCAAGGUAAUUGGUUUAACGGCAACUCUGGGCAGCGGUAUGCCAUUAGGAAAGGAAGGUCCUUUCGUACAUAUAGCAAGUAUUGUAGCACAAUUAUUAAGUAAACUUGUCACAUCAUUCCAAGGCAUAUAUGAGAAUGAGUCGCGUAACUCCGAAAUGUUGGCGGCCGCCUGUGCCGUCGGUGUGGGCGCCUGUUUUGCCGCUCCAGUCGGUGGUGUGCUCUUCAGCAUAGAGGUCACCACCACGUACUUUGCUGUGCGCAACUACUGGCGCGGUUUCUUCGCCGCCGUGUGUGGCGCCACUGUCUUCCGGCUCCUGGCCGUUUGGUUCCAAAACGCGGACACUGUCCGGGCCCUGUUCCUCACGAACUUCACCACCGAGUUUCCCUUCGAUCCCCAGGAGCUGUUCGUCUUCGCCUUGAUUGGACUCGUCUGCGGUUUGGGUGGCGCAUCAUACGUGUGGGUCCAUCGGCGGUAUGUCCUCUUCAUGCGAUCCAACAAGCGGAUGAACAAGUUCCUGCAGAAGAAUCGCUUUCUGUAUCCGGGAUUCCUGGCUCUGCUGGUGUCCAGCAUCUCGUUUCCCCUGGGAACUGGACAGUUCCUGGCCGGCGAACUGAGUACCCACGAGCAGGUGACACAGCUAUUCAGCAAUUUCACGUGGUCACGAGAUGAUCUUACUGUGGAGCAGGCGGCUGUGGUGACCCACUGGAUGACCAGUUACACCAGCGUCUUUGGCAACCUGGUCAUCUACACACUCUUCACGUUCGUGUUCUCCAUCAUCGCUUCCACGAUACCAGUGCCGUCGGGCAUGUUCAUUCCGGUUUUCAAGAUCGGUGCCGGCUUUGGUCGGCUGGUGGGCGAGUUCAUGGCGGUGACAUUUCCCCACGGCGUCCGGUAUGGCGGCCGGCUGUCGCCCAUCAUGCCCGGAGGCUAUGCCGUCGUCGGAGCGGCCGCCUUCUCUGGAUCCGUGACGCACACGGUGUCUGUGGCCGUAAUCAUUUUCGAGAUGACCGGACAGAUAACGCACGUGGUGCCCGUGAUGAUUGCCGUGCUGGUGGCCAAUGCCGUGGCGGCGCUGCUCCAACCGUCGAUAUACGACAGUAUUAUAUUGAUUAAGAAGCUGCCCUACCUGCCCGAUCUGCUGCCCUCCAGUUCUGGGAUGUACAGCAUAUUCGUGGAGGACUUUAUGGUGCGGGAUGUGAAGUACAUAUGGCACGGCAUCUCCUAUCAGAAGCUCAAAGAAGUCCUCAAGCUAAACAAGACGCUGAGAUCCCUGCCACUGGUGGACAGCCCGGAUAACAUGAUCCUGCUGGGAUCCGUGCAGCGGUACGAGCUGAUCAAAAUGAUCGAGAAGCACAUCGGACGCGAGAAGCGCAUGGAGGUGGCCCAGAAGUGGCAAAAGGAGGCUCAGGAGCGAGCCCUCGAGGAGGAGAAGAAAAAACAGGAGGUGGAGCUGAAGAUGCGGCGUCCAUCGCGAUUCGAGGUCCUGCCAGCUCCGGAUAUACUCAGUUUACGGCAGAUUGCCAACGACGAAAUGCUGCCGCCCAAGAAAAGGGCGGAGACCAUGCACAGUUCGCUGGCGCCCAGGAAGUCCAUUCUAAAGAAGACCAACUCCUUCAACCUGAAGACCUACGCCCAGCCCAUGGGGCACAGUCCCAGCAUCACGCCCUACACCACGAUCACCGGCAAUUCCGAGUUCCGCAUUCGCUCAGCCUUCGAGGCCAUCUUCAAGAAGUCCACCACGCUUCAGGACGUCCAGCCGGAUCCGGAAACGGGCUCCAUCUCUCCGGCUGCAAGCCACCACGAGGUGGAGGUGCCUCGAACUCCUAGUACUCCCGGUGUUUCCAAAAAGGUCCAGCUGCCCAGGGAACGUGUUAUUGACAUGUCGCCGGAGGAUCAGAAGCAAUGGGAGCUGGAAGAGAUGUUGAAGCCCAUCGAUCUGCAAAAGGCCAAUGUGCACAUAGAUCCCUCGCCAUUUCAGCUGGUGGAACGCACCUCCAUACUCAAGGUUCACUCGUUGUUUUCUAUGGUGGGCAUUAACCACGCCUAUGUCACCAAAAUCGGAAGGCUCGUGGGCGUUGUGGGACUGAAAGAAUUGAGAAAAGCCAUCGAGGACAUUAAUAGCAAUAGUUUCGUACCACCGACACGAGAUGAGGAUGCGAAUGAGAAGCCAGCGGUGGAGAAACCCCUGCUGUCGACGAACUCUAGUGAUAAGGCCGUGGACAUGACCGUCACCUCGAUGGACUCGGCACUAUCCAAUUCCGAGAACUGUUCGGACAUUGAAAUGGAGCACAUAAAGCACACGGAUAAGGGCACAGUAUCGCUCACCAUGCCGCCACAGGAAUCUAAGCAAAGUCCAUCGGCGGACACAAAUAACACAGAAAACGGCAAUCAUGCUUGAAACAAGAUGAUCGGCUAUCAUAAUAGUUACUACGAUACGUAUACGUAAUAUGUUUGUAAAGAUCAGCUAAACACACCUAUCAUAAGUUACGUCUUACACGAGUUAGUCAUCAAUGUUAUUAUGUAUUUAUAUCUCGUUAGUUCAUAAUGUCAAAGAUAUCGUGAUUUACAUUUAAGUUGAAAAGAAAUCAAGUCACCAACGAA